CUUAAAAAUUAUCACUCCGUAGAGUACACUGGCCGUCGUAAGACACAUAGUUUGCGUCCCCAUUUCUUUUUCCUCGGGUUUCACAUUUCUUGCGACGCUUUCAGGAGGUCGCCGAACGAGCCUCGUCGUAUCUUCAAUUACGGGGUGGCAACUUCAGCGUCAUGCUCUCCUCCACUCUUGGCGUCAUGGUGUACGUCGGGAAGCCGGGGGCCAGCACGCCGACGGCCGCCGACCAAGAGUGCGAGUACUCCUACAUGGUGGACAGUGACUUACCCUGCAGGAGCGACAUCUCCCCCAGACUGGAGUCCUACAACCGUGCCGAGCAGUACGCCUAUGCAGCGUACGUCGACGGAACACGGCGUUUUUAUAUCACCUACGAGACGGUGCAGUCCUUGCAAGACAAGAUGGAUACGUACGCGAAUGUUUCCACCGGCUGGGCGCUGUUCGAGGCACAGCGUGACGUGUGGAAGGCCUGCAGACAGGACGACUACCUUCGGCUCAUCGCGAUACAACAAAAAGCGCGGCGCCUAGGCAAGCGGUGACGAAGGAGCCUGGCGUAGGUCAGGAACAUUGGAAGGCCCUACUUCCUGUCACAAACGGGCGUGGUCAGUGUGUGGCAACCUGCUGCUGCCACCUUUCGUGGUUAUUAUAAAUUAUAUUGCAUAUGUUCAGACUUGACGUAUCAGUGUAGCUAUCUAGGUGGUCCUUGUAAAUCAAUUUGGUCCCAAUUUCCACGCUCUUAAGAAUCGUCUUGCCUACCCCGACCCCGGAAUUUUGCAAAUGCAUUUUGCAAAUACUAAGCGUGGCAUCGAAGAUGUAUCAUACGUAGUACCAAAUAUACUUAUCCUGUCAGUUAAUUGAGCUCGUAUAUCCUGAAUUCUAGGAAUGAUGCAGUUGAAUGGGCUGCCCCAUAGUAAGGCAGUGUA
This is a messenger RNA of Dermacentor andersoni, 926 nucleotides long. The record is from RefSeq and is a predicted model, not a curated record. NCBI's taxonomy places the organism in Eukaryota, Metazoa, Arthropoda, Arachnida, Ixodida, Ixodidae.